GAUUAGAGCACCAAAUUGCAAAAGUGGGUGGCUAUCCUUGGGAUAAGGUUUUUUCAUAUUCAUCAUGUCUUGCGCAUAUUAUGCACUUCUCAUUACCCUUUUGGACCAUGAUGACAUUUAAGAUUUAGUUUGGGUAUUGGAUUUUUCUAUUGAAUCUGACCUUCCAGAAUUUUUGAGCAUUGCGUCAAUUUGUUUCUCUAUCAAAUUUGUGCGAUUUGUCAAAUUCUUUAUUUGAUUGGCUUGGCUGACUUGUCUAUGUUCAAACAUUGACAUGUGACAUUGAUUUCUUCUCCUGCAUUUCAAUUAUGAAUCAAAAGAAAAUGUCUUUGUUUGAUCUACGACAAUUAAUGAAUAGUAAUUGGUGCUCUAAACCAAAGUGCAAAUGCACAAAGUGUAACUUGGUUCCUGGAGUUGCAAAACUUUUUGUUGGAGUGUUAGACUAAUUUGAUUGCUUGUAGGUAGAAUUCCAUAAUUGCAGCAAGUUUCUUUGGAUAGUGAGUGUUUGACCUCUUGCUUGAAACUUCACUACAAUAUGGUAAGUUGAAACAAUUAUCUUGAAAGUGUUCAAGUGAGGUUGGCCAAAGGUGCAUUAUAGGUGGUAGGAGCAUCGACUAUGAUGAAGUUGACCAUUACAGCCCACAUGCCUCCCUCGCCCAAAGUUGUUGGUAAUAUGAUCUAGCUUCGUUCUUAAUAUGCUCUUUAGAAAAUGUAAAUGACUCAACAAUUAGUGCAACAUGAAUGAAUAUUGAAAACACAUUGAAAUAUAAUAUUUACAGAAUUCUCCAUGUCGAUUGAAAUAAUCUCAAUUUGAUAGUUGGUGAUAAGGGUAGUAAUGAUAGCAUCGCAAGGAUUCCCGAUUUGUGAUUGGUCUGCAUUAGUGAUGGUGAUGAGCUCCUUGAAAGAUGAUGAACUUGAGGUUUCUUACCUUGACACCUUAACCCCGGAUUCAUCAAGCAUCAUUAAGAUUAUCCUUGUAAUAUGAAUCAUUUGUGUGUAUUAGGAUUGUUGUUCUUUUCCUAAAUAGGUGCCUGGUUUAGAUGUAUGGUGUCAAUGAGAACCAAUUCUAUGAGCUUAUCGGUGCUUACCAAUUCUUUAAUGUGACUACGAAGGUGGUAAGGAUAGUCCAUACAUAGCUGUGAUCUUUAUAGAAGACAAAAUAGGUUGAUGGUUCACGAGCAUAUAAUGUAGUUCGCCUCAAUGGAAAGCAUAAAAAUUUCUUAUACAUUCUUCUAGAAAUGAGGUGACUUGUCCCUUGUUCGGGGUCAUAAGAUAUUAUUCCCUUAUCUUGCUUUUCGGGCCGAUACCCUCUACAAAGUUUUUGCGGCUUCGGAUAACGAUGUGAUUUAUUCCGCUGAACUCAAGGAUGCUAAUGAUAAUCUUUGAAGAGCCCAAUAUAGAAGGUGUUAAAGCUGAAGUCACAUAGUUAUACUCAUUGAUGUGGCUAUUGACCAACUCUAGCAAUUCAAUCAAGGAUUUGGCUAUCGCAAGCUAAAAGAGGUCCUUUGCAAAUGCCAUUAGUAAGCGAUGUUUGAGUGAUGACGAGUUUUAGGGCUUGUACAUCUAACAUCUCACACUAUAACCGAGUGACAAAAUGGCUUAGUGACUCCUUCGACUUCUGUCUCAUAUUCAAGGGAGCUAAGGAGUUCUUCAUCAGCUUUUAGGCACUAGAGAAUUGAGUGAUAAACAAUAAAUUUAAGUCAACAAAGGAGGUGAUGAUUUCUAGAAGAAGGUAGGAGAACCACAAUAGAUGUUCCUCCUUGCAUGUAGUAAAGAGCAUACCACAUUUCAUCAUGUUACUGAUUGUGAGAAGAUAAAUUGUUGACUUAGUGAAUGAUGUGAUUGGUGGGAUCCAACUUCCUUUUAUAUUUGUCCAACAUUGACAUCUUGAAUUUUGGUGUUGGAUAAGUCUCUGCAGUUUAGAUUAAAAAAGCAUUUUUCGGUUGAGCUUCAAGUUUUGUAGGGUGACAAGAGGAGUCUCAGUUGUAUUAUGAUUUGGAAAAUAAUGCUCAUUAUCAUGUGAUGGUGUUGGAGUAGCAACUCAUAGUAUAAUGACAUUGGUGCUUAUGAGAGACAAUAGAUUACCUCCCUUCAGGGAAUCGUCUUGCCAAAAGCGCUCGAAAAUAUUUUUGAUUAUCUUUGUUAGAUGAUCCUCUUUGUUGUAGGCCAAAGUUACUAUAUUCAUUUGCUGCUUACUAUGUAGAAACUUUUUAUGAUUAUUGGGGCGAUCCUUGUUUUGAAUAUUGGUUUUUUACAUGAUUCAUACUUCAUUGCACCAAAGAAGAUAUUGGAUCCAAAGUUAUUUGUGGAAGGACUCUAAGCCCUUGUUAAAGAAAUGAAUCAUGCCUAAAAUGCAAGAAGAGAGAAAUAGUCUCAAAUGAAUAUCUUAGGGGUGGUUUGGUUGCAAGUAUUUCAAAUAUAUGUGCAUUUUAAAUUUAUUGUAAAUUAAAUUCAUUAUAAUUUAUUUUUUAAGAUUUUUGGUUGGUUGUAAAAUAAGUCCAUUAAAUCAUUUUUUUUUUUCGUUUUUGGUUGGGUGAAAAGGAAAUACAUUAUUUUAGUGUGGGGGUCAGGGACGGCACGAGGUCGUGCUGGGUGGGAUCGACGAUGGUGAGGUCAAUGAUGAUGAGAUAAGGGUUGGCAACCGUCAUAUAAGGCUGGAUUGGCGACGACGAGUUCGCAGAAGAUGAGAUUAGGACUUUAAGACGAUUCAUGUUCUAAUAAUGGUUUGAUUAAUUUCACCUGAUCAAAUAUGGGCUUAAACAUAUAUGGCAGGAGGUUGAACGGAUGCGAGGGGAAAGAAAUAUAGUUGCUAACAAGAUGAAGGGAAGACUGGAUCCUUCUGUGCGUCAGGCUCUUGUAGAGGAAGGGAAGAAUCUAAAAGAAGCCCUCGCUGCUUUAGAAGAGGAUCUAGUAGUGCUUACUGAUAAGCUUCAACUAGAAGCACAAUGCAUACCAAACAUUACUCAUCCUGAUGUUCCAACAGGGGGCGAGGAGAACUCUGUUGUGAGACAUAUGGUUGGAAACCCUCCAGAGUUUAAAUUUACAGCUAAAGAUCACAUACAGCUAGGAAAAGAACUUGAUUUAUUUGAUUUUGACUCUGCAGCUGAGGUAAGUGGAGCGAAGUUUUACUAUCUAAAAAAUGAGGCCGUUUUAUUAGAAAUGGCUCUUAUCAACUGGGCGAUAUCUGAAGUUUCUAGUAGGGGUUUCACGCCUCUAAUUACUCCGGAGAUUGUAAGAUCUUCUGUUGUUGAGAAGUGUGGGUUCCAACCUCGUGGGGACAAUACACAGGUUUAUUCUAUUGAAGACAGUAACCAAUGCCUCAUUGGAACUGCAGAAAUUCCUGUUGGGGGCAUUCAUAUGGACUCUAUAAUUCCGGAUUCUUCAUUGCCUCUGAAAUAUGUGGCCUAUUCUCAUUGUUUUAGAACUGAAGCGGGUGCUGCAGGAUCUGCAACCAGGGGACUCUAUCGAGUACACCAGUUCAGCAAGGUAGAAAUGUUCGUAUUUUGUCGACCAAAUGAGAGUAACUUAUAUCACGAAGAACUUGUCAAAAUCGAAGAAGAUCUCUUUGCAUCCCUUGGUCUUCAUUUCAAGACACUGGAUAUGGCUACAAGUGACUUGGGUGCACCAGCCUAUCGCAAGUUUGAUGUGGAGGCGUGGAUGCCUGGCCUGGAAAGAUAUGGAGAGAUAUCCAGUGCAUCAAAUUGUACAGACUAUCAAAGCAGGAGAUUGGGCAUUCGGUACCGCCCAGCUCCAUCUGAUCCAUCAAUGGCUGCUCCAAAGAAGGGGAAGGGAGGGGCUUCUUCAUCUCCGACUCAAUUUGUGCACACACUGAAUGCCACUGCUUGUGCUGUUCCCCGCAUGAUUAUAUGCUUGUUGGAGAAUUUUCAGCAAGAAGAUGGCUCUGUUAUUAUUCCUGAGAAGCUGAGGCCUUUCAUGGGAGGUCUUUGUACAAUUUCUCCCAAAUUGAAGAGCUGACGCUCUGAACUUUGAAGAUGAAGCAGCUCCAUCGGAUCUUAAUUGGUUGUGUGAGGUGGCACUAUUCUUUGCAAAAAAUGGUUUUCUUGUUCUAUAAGGAGUGGGGGUCAUUGCGUA
This is a messenger RNA of Dendrobium catenatum, 4089 nucleotides long. Its product is annotated as serine--tRNA ligase, chloroplastic/mitochondrial. Lineage: Eukaryota; Viridiplantae; Streptophyta; Magnoliopsida; Asparagales; Orchidaceae. Gene Ontology annotation, biological process: mitochondrial seryl-tRNA aminoacylation. The record is from RefSeq and is a predicted model, not a curated record. The transcript is spliced from 9 exons. Bases 2782 to 3972 code for a protein of 396 amino acids. Gene Ontology annotation, cellular component: mitochondrion. Gene Ontology annotation, molecular function: serine-tRNA ligase activity; tRNA binding; ATP binding.